This is a messenger RNA of Haplochromis burtoni (Burton's mouthbrooder), 1194 nucleotides long. RefSeq names its product serine protease 33. Bases 66 to 968 code for a protein of 300 amino acids. The record is from RefSeq and is a predicted model, not a curated record. Gene Ontology annotation, biological process: proteolysis. Gene Ontology annotation, molecular function: serine-type endopeptidase activity. The transcript has 6 exons. NCBI's taxonomy places the organism in Eukaryota, Metazoa, Chordata, Actinopteri, Cichliformes, Cichlidae.
CCCUCGUGCUUUACAGACUCCUGCCGUUGGAGUUGGGAGACACUUUGAGAAAAGACUCUGUGGGGAUGGAGCUGUUUUCAUGUGGAGUCCUGCUGUUGGCCUUAACGCUUACAGGAAGCAACGCACAGCUCGAUGUUUGUGGACAAGCUCCACUUAACACCAAGAUCGUAGGAGGCCAGGAUGCUCCUGCGGGAGCGUGGCCCUGGCAGGUCAGUCUGCAAGCAUCCGGUCGCCACUUCUGCGGAGGCUCCCUGAUCAACAAUGAAUGGAUCCUGACUGCUGCCCACUGUUUCCCCAACACCCCAUCACAACUGACCGUUCACCUCGGAUACGAGUCACUGCAAAGCACUAAUACUAAUGGGGUCUCCCGGUCAGUGUCACGGAUAAUCAUACAUUCACAAUACAACUCCAACUCCAACGACAAUGACAUCGCACUGCUGCGGCUGUCCUCAACUGUUGACUUCACGGACUACAUCCGACCUGUGUGUCUGGCGGAGGAGGGCAGCAACUUCCCUGCAGAGACGACCACCUGGGUCACCGGCUGGGGCGACAUCCGAGACGGCGUUUCCCUUCCUUCCCCUGGGACUCUACAGGAGGUGAGCAUCCCUAUCGUGUCCAACACCGACUGUAACGAUGCCUACAAUGGUAGAAUCACAAGCAACAUGAUGUGUGCCGGCGUGACUCAGGGAGGAAAGGACUCCUGCCAGGGUGACUCUGGAGGCCCACUGGUGGUUAAAAACAGCUCCGUUUGGGUCCAGGCUGGAGUGGUGAGCUUUGGGAUAGGCUGCGCUCAGCCCAAUUUCCCAGGAGUCUACACUCGGGUAUCACAGUACCAGUCCUGGAUCAACAGCCAGAUCACCUCCAACCAGCCGGGCUUCAUCACCUUUGUGCCCUCCUCGGCUCACUUCAUCUACCUCUCAGUUCUUCUGCUGCUCCCCAUCCUCUUCUCUCUCUUUGUCCUCUCAUAGGAAUGCAUCAUUUCUGCUGAACAUCACUGGAAAAACUGUAUUUUCAUCAUCAGUUUCUCAGACAACAGAAAAAUGUUCCCUGAAGGCUCAACAGUUCACACUUGUUUCCAGUUCACUUUGCUGUUUUGAUAACAUCAGACAAACCGGGAAUCCUGGGAAUGUUUGGUUUUAUUUUUGUUUGUCAAGUCAUUAAAACAGAUUAAAAAACAACAAAUCCCCCCCCUCC